This is a messenger RNA of Procambarus clarkii (red swamp crayfish), 3710 nucleotides long. Lineage: Eukaryota; Metazoa; Arthropoda; Malacostraca; Decapoda; Cambaridae. The record is from RefSeq and is a predicted model, not a curated record.
GGGGUGUACGUGCGCCAUUCUCCUCUUCAUCCGGACAAGAUAAGGGUCCUCGGCACCUCCUACAGCCAGCUAGCGGGUAUACUGAUGCCAGAAAUCUGAGAGUUAGGAAGACAGAAGAAAUUAACUAAAACUGAAUAAAUUGAAAAUAACCAGUAAAGUUGGGACAGUACAUUGCAUAAACAACAAUUACACGUGAACACAUUUCCUUAAUUAUGGUUUAUUUGGAAACCACAUAUAUUUUGUAAUCAAUUAAGUGAACUGUAUUGUGGUUGGAGCAGUCGGAUCAUUACCGACUAGACCCGAGUUUGAUUCAUUUGCAGUGUGAGACGUCAAGACAUGUCUCCUUACACCUGAUACCUCUGUUCAUUUAGCAGUAACUAAGUACCCGGAAAUCAGUCAGGGUUGAAUCCUGAGGAAGGACCGUCGUUGGCUUAGGAAGACCUCAAUAAACCUCACACGUUUCCUGUUCCCAACAGUGGGAUUUUGUUUAUCGUUUUUAACAUAAUAUAAUAACAAAACUAGCGUGGGACAUUUACUGCUUGUGUGAAGCUUGAUAACACUUGUUUGAGGAGAAUCAUACAGCUCAAUAUGGCUGCCUUAAGUCCCGUUAUCCAACCGGAAGAUGUGAACAGACUGUGGUAUGGACUGGCUGUGACUAAGGCAGGACGAGACGCGCUAGCAAGUGUGUUUAUGUGGUCGUACCGGGGCACCUUCCCAGUAGUGACUUACCUCACUCAGGACUUGGGGUACACCAAUGCUCAGUACAGGCGUGUCUUCGAUGCUCAACAGAGGGAUAAACUCGAAGCUUCCUCUGACGCGGCAACUUUUGACAUCACCCUGUUGUAUAAACUCCUGCAACGUGUGUGUGGUCUGGCUGAGAUGAAUGACCCCACGUGGACCACUCCAGGGCCUCAGGGACCAUCACUUGAACACCUCAUUUACAGCCUCAAGCAACACCGAAACACGUUGGCCCAUGAUAAUGUGAGAAUGUCAGAGCAAGAUCUUACGUCAACACUGACGGAGCUCAGUGACUUAUUGGCCAAGAUGCUGGCUGAGGCCGGCGACCGGUGUAGGACAAACAGCCAGGAUGUGAGCCACGUGACCAGAGAUGUCAAAGAGUAUAUUGGUGGUAUGCUAGCGAAGGUCAGAGAGCCGCUGGAUCCCUCAGAUGUGGCGCACUUGUCUCAGUUCAAUCAGGACAAUAAGAAAUACAAAAGCUACAUCACAGAAAAGGUUAAGCAGACGAGCAAGUGGGAACUAACUGAGGUGUAUAAACUGCUGUACCAGAUUGUUCCCGCACCCUGGCUCCACCUCAACAUUAACUACAACCCAAGUCUUGCUUUUACAAAUCUGCGACUCCUUGAAAAUCCCGUCAUAGGGGCAAGACCCUCCCACGCGACCAAGGGUCAGGAUAACACAAGACCCUCCCAUGCUACCAGGAAUGAGGAUAUAAAGUAUGAAGACAUCUUGAGUAUGAGACGAGAGGACGGAAGAGUCCCUCAAUGUGUCCUCCUGACGGGGGAAGGUGGUAUGGGCAAGACAACGUUACUCAAGCUCAUCCUCGAGAAGUGGGUAGAGGACCCUGCUGCCAUACGUCACCUGGGCACUGAGGACCUCGUUUUCUAUGUACAGUGUAGGAACACACAUCUUAAUACCUUCGAUGAUCUCCUCCGCCAGUUGCUGCCUCAAACACUUCGUGAUUCUGAUGCCGACUUCAAAUUAUUUAAGGAGACAAUCUUGAGCUUAAAUAUAUUAGUCCUGAUUGACGGCUACGACGAGGUCAACAAGUAUUCAAGAAGGCUGGUGAAGGAGCUGUUGCACCUGCCUGGCAAGGAUGUGAGGUUGGUGAUAACCACACGGCCGGGGUGGGACCAACAACUGUCACUGCUCGUCCCACCCACCAGACCUUGCUACAACAUCCUCGUCUUGGGCAUCACUCCAGAACGUCACGUGGAGUUCGCCGAGAGAAUCACCAAGGUGCUGGUGGAGGAAGAGAGCCAACAGAGUGUCAAAGAGAAAUUUACCCAGCGGCUGGAACAGAUGAGUGAGUUCCUGGGCGAGUACCUCAACACUCCACUCACCUUGAUCUUGUUGGCGCUGCUGUGCGUCGAGGCUCCAGAAGAAUUUAACAAUCUCACCACAAACACUCAAGUCUAUGAGAAGAUUCAUGACUUCAUAACCAAAAAACUGGUGUCCAGACUCAUAGAUCAGGUGACUGACCCCAAAAGCAGUUGUGAGAAGUUUUUGAGGUUUUUUGAAGAGGUCAGUUUAAGAGGGAUCAAGAGGCAGGAGUACGACCUUUGGCCAGAGACAGAAGCGGAGAUUAGGGAGAAGUGUGACACUCUGGGACUGCCGCAGGAGGAGGUCUUGUCCAACUAUUUAACAAGAACCAGCUACCGUCGGGGCCUCGAUGUGGUGACGGUGUUUGGCUAUUUUCACGCCAGGUACCAGGAGUAUUGUGCCAGCAGGGGGCUGGUCGCUCAGUUGAGGAAGGAGGGAGAAGGAGACUAUCGAGAACAACAGUGUGUGUCAGAGAAAAGCUCUAGAAUUACUGACCUCCUGAAGGAUGUUGUGCAUACGCAAAUAGGUUUCUCGCCAGAUCAUCUGCAGAAAUCAGACGUCACGACAGACGAAAUUGUUGAGCGUUCCAGAUGGCAGAGCAUUUUACUCAGCACUACCGGUGUGCUGAGUGCCCAAGGAGUAGAGCACAAGUUCAUUACUCAUAUAGUUGAUCUUCUGUGCGAAAUGGAAAAAAAAUCGAUUGAUGACGAGCUGUUGAAGCACGUAGCAGAGUCCCGCGAGAGUAAGCACGUCAUCCAAGCCGUGUGUGAGAAGCUGCGUACAAAAGACAAGUGGUCAAUAAGCAGUGUUCUCUCGUGUGUUUUCCUGCCGCCUGUUCUGAGGGAGGUGACGCCUGAGGAAAUCUUCCUGUGCUUAGACGAUACACCACAAUUAAACCAACUCCUGUCUGCACUGUCUGAGCUUGCAAAUAAUGUAGUAACCAUAGACAUACAAUUUGAAGAUCCUCUUUACAGCAGAAAUAACGACUUAUCAUACAAAUUUUUGGAAAGGCUAACAGCCCCUGGCAGUCAGUGUACCUUAAAGUGGUUUAAAGGUUACUUGUCUGAAGCAGCCAUACCCCUCCUGCCUCACACCAUUGAAGUCCUUGACCUGCGCCUCACACUUCAUCAACUGCCUGUCUUCAUACAUCACCUGCCAAACCUUCCGAGUCUAGAAGACCUAGAGAUUACCGUAGACGCCAGGGAGGACACGGAGCUGACUAACAUGCCCAGUCAGUUAUACAAGGGAAGGAGGCUCAAGGUGACGAUCAGCCCGGCCCUUACCGCUGACAACCCUCUCAUAGACUGGUGCUGCCAGCUGACGGCUCAAUUGUGUCCUAGCACUUUCGGAGGCUAUGAUGUCCUGGACUUAACACUCAAAGAUCUCACUAGUGAAAAAGGGAAGAGACUUCUGCGAGAACUUCACCGGAGGGGCGUCAAAGGCAACUGCCUCUGUCUUACCAUCAGGACAAUAAGAGGAAAAAGAAGGAACUCAAAAAUGUUGGUGUGUUGUUUAAAAAUUUUAAGCAUCUUCGUGUAGAGUAGGCUGUUGAGGUCCAGCAUGAUGACGACCAAUACUGUACAAGGAUAUAUCUAAGAGGUUAAUUUUAUAUCACCAGCAGCGACACCCCUCCUCCUGAUAAAAUAAAA